Molecule: messenger RNA, 1095 nt
Organism: Dothidotthia symphoricarpi CBS 119687
Lineage: Eukaryota; Fungi; Ascomycota; Dothideomycetes; Pleosporales; Dothidotthiaceae
Exons: 2
Coding region: 1-1095 (364 amino acids)
Cellular component (GO): membrane
Source: RefSeq, a predicted model, not a curated record
AUGGCAGAUAGGCCUCCUGCGGUCCGUGUGCAAGUCGCGGAUCAAGCGCCCCAUGACUUCUACUUGCCGAGUUCGAUACCAGCGGCGGGCAAGACGUUGACUUCCAACACAACCUACAUUGAUCGGACGCAUUCCAAAACGCACGUCCAUUCAGCCUCCCUGUUUGACAUUGGCAUCCUGAAGGACACGUUGAUUCCAUCGCUCACCCUUCAUUCCGGACUCGCGGCCAUCGCAUGGGGCGCCGCGCGAUACACGCAGAGAGUGGACGCGAAAGACUGGCUGUGGCCCAGCGGCCAGGUCGUAAACGCCUGGUGGUCGGCAAUUGGACGACGCCUUGCUCAAGGAUUGACCGUGUCCCAGGCCUUCAGUCGACUGUCAUGGCACGAGCGCCUCAUACUUUCGGGAGUCACGCUCUGGGGCGGUCGCUUGUUCUACCGCGUCGCCCGUCGUUCGAUUGACCGAGGGAAGGAUGAUGCACGAUACGAUGAGGCCAAGAAGGACGAAGGCUUCUGGAACUCGGCCUUGUGGAAGGUGUUUCUUCCAGAGGCCUUCUUCCAGAUGCUGAUCAGCUUGCCUUUUACCGCCCCCUUUCGACAUGAGGGGGCUGUCUUGACGGGCUACCACCCAAACAUCCAGAUGCUAGCCGUUGGACUGUUCUCUUCUGGUCUGGCAAUGGAGACACUAGCCGACUACCAGCUCGAUCAGUACAAAGCUGAGGGCGGGAAGGGUAUCCUGCGGGAGGGCGUCUGGAGUAUUGUUCGCAACCCCAACUACCUCGGCGAUGCUCUCGUGCACAUUUCCUUCAUCGUUCUGCUGUACGGCUCCGACAUGCUCGCCCCCAUCGAACUUCUCGGACCGCUCGCAAACUACGCCUUCCUGCGCUUCUUCGGCGGCGACGCAGAGAAAGAGAAACAUCAAACGCGCCGGUAUUCUGCCUCUCAGCCUGAGAAGUUUGCUGAGCUCGAGCAGUUCCGUCACGAGAAGAACGCCUUCUGGCCCACUGCGCAGGAGUUGAGCAACAAAUGGUUGUGGACUGUCAUUGGCAUUGGUGGGCUUGGUGUCGCAGUUGAGCAGACCCUCAGGACUUUGCACUAG